Molecule: messenger RNA, 765 nt
Organism: Sus scrofa (pig)
Lineage: Eukaryota; Metazoa; Chordata; Mammalia; Artiodactyla; Suidae
Gene: CISH
Product: cytokine inducible SH2 containing protein
Biological process (GO): intracellular signal transduction; phosphatidylinositol phosphate biosynthetic process
Cellular component (GO): phosphatidylinositol 3-kinase complex
Molecular function (GO): 1-phosphatidylinositol-3-kinase regulator activity
Source: RefSeq, marked provisional
AUGGUCCUCUGCGUUCAGGGACCUUGUCCUUUGCUGGCUGUGGAGCAGACUGGGCAGCGGCCCCUGUGGGCCCAGUCCCUGGAGCUGCCCGAACUAGCUAUGCAGCCUUUGCCUGUUGGGGCCUUCCUGGAGGAGGCAGCAGAGGAGUCCCCAGCCCAUCCAGAGAGUGAGCCUAAGGUGCUGGACCCCGAGGAAGAUCUACUGUGCAUAGCCAAGACCUUCUCCUACCUUCGGGAAUCUGGCUGGUAUUGGGGUUCCAUUACGGCCAGCGAGGCCCGGCAACACCUGCAGAAGAUGCCAGAGGGCACAUUCCUAGUACGUGACAGCACCCACCCCAGCUACCUGUUCACACUGUCGGUCAAAACCACCCGCGGCCCCACCAACGUGCGCAUUGAGUACGCCGACUCCAGCUUCCGCCUGGACUCCAACUGCCUGUCCAGGCCACGCAUCCUGGCCUUUCCAGAUGUGGUCAGCCUUGUGCAGCACUAUGUGGCCUCCUGUGCUGCAGAUACCCGAAGUGACAGUCCUGACCCUGCACCCACCCCGACCCUGCCUACCCCUAAGGAAGAUGCGCCUGGUGACCCAGGCUUGCCUGCAACUGCUGUGCACCUGAAACUGGUGCAGCCUUUUGUGCGCAGAAGCAGUGCCCGAAGCCUGCAGCACCUGUGCCGCCUCGUCAUCAACCGUCUGGUGGCUGAUGUGGACUGCCUGCCACUACCGCGGCGUAUGGCUGACUACCUCCGACAGUACCCUUUCCAGCUCUGA